AUUGGUUUUUCUGUUCCUUAAAUUUCAGAAUGAGUUUUGUAUGGUGGGUUAUGGUAAGUACGCAUUAAUUCGUCUUGCCAGGUGAAAAUUCCGGCCAGGUUUCAGGCCGGAAAGUUCCAUUCCGGCCGUAAAUGUGUACGAUUUCUGACCGUAUUCCUUCUUUCCGGCCGUAUUUUGGCAUUCCAGCCGGAAUCUGUUACGAUUUCCGACCGUAUCCCCAUUGUUUCUGGUCGGAGUCAGAGUUUCCGACCGUAGUCAAGCGUUUAACGGUCGGAGGGGUUCCGGUUUACGGUCGUUAUCGAUACGGUUAGCGACCGGAGCCAAUCUUUUCGGCCGUACGUUUUUUGGUCAACCGUAAAUGACUUGUAACUCCUAAACUAACAGUCACAGGGGGAAACGGCGUGUGUUACAGGUUGAUAGCAAACUGUUAUUAUGCAUGAGAUAAAAAAAUGUUUUGUUUUUUUUUGACCAUGGGCUACUAAGAGAACGGCUAGAGAUAGAGCAAUUUAAACAUCACCAUCGUGCUCCGCGUCGAAAUUGUACACGGGAGAGUAUCUUUAUCGCGUAUUAAAACACGCCCUUGGACUCUGCUCACGGAACACUCUAACUCCCUCCGGCCAGGAGGACAACUUCCGACCGGUACAUCCUCCGGUCGAAACAUUCUCCAGCCGGAACAACCUCCGCCCGGCGUCUGGACUACGGCCGGAAAGUGUUCCAAUUUACGGGCGGAGGAGAGUUACGGACGGAACUAAUACGACCGAAAGAGUUACGGCCGGAAAUAUUAUGACCGGAAUUUGCACCCGGGGGGUCUCUACUUUCGGUUCAAGGUCUAGAAAACGCAUUUCAAUAGUAGUUUCAAUCUAAACACGUUUCCAAUUGAAACGCAGGAAUGGGUGAAAAGUGACAAGUACAAAACCUCUUAUGCACGGGUUCAGCCAGCGGCCAAUUUUCAAAGUACAACGAAUGAACUUUUCCGGACAAAAUCACCCUUCUUCGUUCUGACGCAUUAAAUUGGCUUACUUGGGACUAGUUUCGAGUCAUUUUAGACCAUUUUAGCUGGUUUUGGGGCAUUUUUUAUGUUUUUAUAACAGUUCCCUUCCAGCUUGGAGAAAAACCGUGACCCGAGCUAAUGAAGUCAGUGGAUUUCAGUGUGCUGGGCUGUGGCCAUUUAAUCCUGAUGCUGUACAGUUAGUGAAAGAAACAGCAGCAGAAGUUCUGUCACCACUAACUUACUAAAUAAUGAAGCAGGCCCAAGCUCUCCUUCCCCUGCCCAGAAUAUAGGUGAGGAAGAAAAUGAAAAUCUACAAUAGACCUGUGAUGACUCCAUGAUAAGAACAUGUGAAUGUGAGAGAGUUGAGAAUUUGGACUUCAAUGAGGAAAAUGGUAAAGUCCCUGUAAUUGUUAAUUCUCCUCGUGCAUCUGAGGUACGCUCUGCCCCUACUCGGUCCAUCCUUGGUCUACAUACUAAUAAUCAGAACUUUGAUCGCUUUGGUCUAAGAGAUAUUUCAAAUACUAACUCUGCUGAGCAACGAUCCACUGCGCAAAUAGUCACUCCACCUCAGGUAGACUCCAACACAGAAAAUCCAGUGGUGUCUGUCAUCAAGUCUAUGUUCACUUCGUCACAAACUCAACCUGAGAAGCCCUCAAGACAAGUCACUUAAACACAGCUUUUGACUAGUUCAGAAUUUGUAUCUGAACUUCAAGCAAAAAAGGAAGUCAAGAGGAAGAAAGAAGAAGGAAAGCUAGAAAGAUUAAGACAGAGAGAGCUGAAGAAGAAAGAAAGAGAGAUGAUUGCAGCAAGGACAAAAAUAAAAAUAAUAAAAACAAGAAGAGGAAAAGGAAAGCUGACUCAGAAUCAGAGGACUCCAUUGACAUGGAUGACCCAGAGGCUGUCGUGUCAAAUUCUGAAAAAGAGGAAGGAGAGGAAGAAGAAUUAUGUGGUGUGUGGCGACUGUCAAGAGCACAGAAGACGCCAGAA
Frankliniella occidentalis (western flower thrips) is the source of this 1978-nucleotide messenger RNA. RefSeq lists its product as uncharacterized. The transcript has 4 exons. The coding region runs from base 1326 to 1661 and encodes 111 amino acids. Lineage: Eukaryota; Metazoa; Arthropoda; Insecta; Thysanoptera; Thripidae. The record is from RefSeq and is a predicted model, not a curated record.